ACCUAUUCCCACCAGUUUCACAAACGUCUUCCCUAGCCCCGGAGUCGAUGUACGAUACUCUCUCUCUACCGUCGGUAACUACAUCCACUGCUUCGUCGCUGUCGGUUCCCCCUCGUUGCCUCUCCUUCCACCACUCGCACCUCGUUUCUUGCCUCGCACUGGACCUCGCAGAGCCAUCGUCGCCUCGUUGAUGCCUCGCCACAGGUUUCGGAAGAAGACAGCAAUGGCGGCGACGAUGAUGAUGCCAAAGAUCGAAGAAGUGGAAGAAGUCGAUGCUGAAAUGGGUUUCGCGAGGAUUCCAGAUGAUAGAGAAGCUCUUUUGGCCUUCAUGGACGAGCGCGCAAAGAAAAUCCAACGACUCAAAGAUCAUAUUACAGUGUACGAGAGAAAGCUUUCUGAUGAGGAAAAGUUGAUGAGAGAUGCAGAAUCCAAAUUUCUAUGCCUUGAUCGCCUUCAAAGUGAUAACGAUAUUGCUCCUCUGAACAAGUCUUCCUCUGAUUCAGCCAAAACUUCUUCUGCUGGAUCAACAUCUUCAGAAUCAGAAAGCGGUUCUUUAUCAAAGUCCAAGGUGUCUAGUGAAACUGGAAGUUUACUUGGCAUUAAAGAGUUUUGGACUAAGGAUAUUGGGGUGAGAACUAUGCAUGAGACUUCUAGCUCUCGUCUGCGUAGUGAAACAUCCAAAAAACCAUUUAUUAUGCUACCACCGCCUCUCAAACGUAAACUUUCUGUUCCGGAACGACCAGAGGAGAAUGUGACCAAAGGUCAACCUGCUCCUGGUAAUGAAUUUGUGGUAAAAGAUGAUGACAGAGGCAGUUGCCAAAAAGAUAACGUGACCCCAGAAGCAAAAAGGUCUUGCAGUAUAGAAACUCAAGGUCGUGAUAGCCAUACUGGAAAAACUUUUGCAAAGCCAAGAAUGAGUGCUUCUUCCAAUAUUUCCAGACAAGUACUUCAACAGCAAUCUGAAUUCCAAGGCCAUGAUGAGUUGAUCACGCUUAUAGGUAGGAGCUCUUUGCCGUCUACAAUUCAAAGUCGUACAGAAAGUAUGCUUCCAAGUUGCCACUCGAAAAGACUGAGAAGCCUUUCACUCUCUCCAUCAAAUCACAAGUUGUUCGCGACUAGUGCAUUGGAUGGAGCAGUUAACUUUUGGCAACUUCGAUCUGAUGGGUCUACAGCAUGUCUUUUAAAGACAGUUAACUCUAUAGGGCCUGAUCAGAAGAAAUGGGCUGAAGAUAUAGCUUGGCACCCACACGAGACUGCCCUUUUCUCUGUGUAUACUUCUGACGAUGGUCACCCUCAGAUAUCAGUGCUACAUCUGAACGAAGCUAACAAGGUAAAAGCUAAGAGUUGCAAAUCAGCUUUUAUGGAGGACAAACCUCAUACCAAGGGUCUUAUCAACAGAAUCAUGUUCACACCAUGGAAUGAUCCUCGUUUCAUCACGGGUGGAAGUGACCAUGCAGUCGUGCUAUGGAACGAAAGACGAGAGAAUGUGUGGAAGUCAACACUUCUGCACAGGGAUGUCCACACAUCAUCUGUAAUGGGAGUUGCUGGAAUGCGGCAUAACAAUCUUGUUGUGUCAUGUGGAGAAGAUAGGAGAUUUGUGGGUUAUGAUGUCCAGGAAGAAAAGUUAAGAUUCAAACACAAGGUAGAUAGCAAAUGCACGAAUGUACUGCCGAACCCUCGUGACUUCAAUCUCGUCAUGGUUCAUACCAGGCAACUAGAUCGGCAGAUGCGGUUAUACGACAUUAGAUUGCCGAAUACAGAACUAUUUUCGUUCGGGUGGAAGCAACAAAGCAGUGAAUCACAAUCUGCACUCAUCAACCAGUCUUGGUCUCCGGACGGUUUAUACAUCUCAUCCGGUUCUGCAGACCCUGUAAUACACAUUUUUGAUAUCCGUUACAACGCUCCAAACCCGUCUCACUCUAUAAACGCUCACAAGAAAAGAGUGUUCAAAGCUGAAUGGCACGCUUCUCUGCCGCUGCUUAUCUCCAUCUCCUCAGAUACAUUCAUUGGGCUUCACAAGUUGUGUUGAUAAACUAGUGUCUAAGACCCCGAAAAUCGGGAUCUGUCCCGCCAAUAUCCUUUUUGGGUGUCUGACUUUUCUUUGGUACGGGAUGAGUUUGUUUUUUUUUUAAUUAUCGUUCAACGGUUUUUUGUAUGUAUUAGAAAAUUGGCUGACGGAUAUCCUAUCCACAGGUACCUGCGUACAAGAGCAAAUGAAUAUCUUGUCAACUUAUAAUAUUUACCCUUUUGUCUUCGGGUAUGAGUCCGAUAUCUGAAUUGUUUUGGUUUCUGGACACAUUAGUUUACUGAAUUUUUUGUUACAA
Molecule: messenger RNA, 2324 nt
Organism: Tarenaya hassleriana
Lineage: Eukaryota; Viridiplantae; Streptophyta; Magnoliopsida; Brassicales; Cleomaceae
Product: protein tipD
Exons: 8
Coding region: 191-2029 (612 amino acids)
Molecular function (GO): protein binding
Source: RefSeq, a predicted model, not a curated record